AUGUUUAAAAAAAAGGAAAUAAAGGAAGCAAAAGGGACGCAAGUCCAAGGGAAAAUAAAAAUAGCAGACCCAAAGUCCCCACCCUGCCCUUGGUUAUGCAAUUUAGUUCCAACUAACGUACCAAGCCCAGGUGCCACACAAUCUGUUUUGCAUCCAAAGAAAGAUGUUUUUGUUUUAAAGGUUGCCAAAGUUGGGGCAAAUGGUGACCGCCGAUGUAAAUUGGAGCUUGAACUAGUAACACCUAAAGGUCCUGAAAGGAAACCUCUUACCAGAAUAGAGACACGGGAAACGCAGUGCGAUCCCGAUCCAGAACCAUGUUGCUGCAUGAAACUAAACAAGAAAAAGAAAUGA
This is a messenger RNA of Parnassius mnemosyne (clouded apollo), 351 nucleotides long. The record is from the annotation of a GenBank genome assembly. NCBI's taxonomy places the organism in Eukaryota, Metazoa, Arthropoda, Insecta, Lepidoptera, Papilionidae.